CGCUGCGCGCUCCUUGUGUCGGGUCCGACUGGCGGCGCGGCAGCAUGGCGGGCGCGGGCCCGAAGCGGCGCGCGUCGGCGGCUCCCGCUGCGGCCAAGGAGGAGGAGCAGCAGGCGCAGGAGCGGAUGCUGGCUGCUCAGCGCGCGGAGGGCGCGGAGGGCGCGGGGGACGCGGGGGACGCGGGGGGCGAGGGCGUGACCCUACAGCGCAGUAUCACGCUACUCAACGGCGUGGCGAUCAUCGUGGGCACCAUCAUCGGCUCAGGCAUCUUCGUGACGCCCACGGGCGUGCUCAAGGAGGCCGGCUCGCCAGGUCUGGCGCUGGUGGUGUGGGCCGUGUGUGGCGUGCUCUCUAUCGUGGGCGCGCUCUGCUAUGCGGAGCUGGGCACCACCAUCUCCAAGUCGGGCGGCGACUAUGCCUAUAUGCUCGAGGUCUAUGGCUCGCUGCCCGCCUUCCUCAAGCUCUGGAUCGAGCUGCUCAUCAUCCGGCCGUCUUCGCAGUACAUCGUGGCGCUCGUCUUCGCCACCUACCUGCUCAAGCCGCUCUUCCCCACCUGCCCGGUGCCGGAAGAGGCCGCCAAGCUCGUGGCCUGUCUCUGCGUGUUGCUGCUCACGGCCGUGAACUGUUACAGCGUAAAGGCUGCCACCCGGGUCCAGGAUGCCUUCGCCGCCGCCAAACUGCUGGCACUGGCUUUGAUCAUUCUGUUGGGCUUCAUCCAGCUCGGCAAGGGUGACGUGACCAAUCUGGAUCCCAAGUUCUCAUUUGAAGGCACCAACCUGGACGUGGGGAACAUUGUGUUGGCAUUGUACAGUGGUCUCUUUGCCUAUGGGGGUUGGAAUUACUUGAAUUUUGUCACAGAGGAGAUGAUCAACCCUUACAGAAACCUGCCCCUGGCCAUCAUCAUCUCCCUCCCCAUCGUCACCCUGGUGUAUGUGCUGACAAACCUGGCCUACUUCACCACGUUGUCCCCCGAGCAGAUGCUGACGUCGGAGGCCGUGGCCGUGGACUUCGGGACCUACCAUCUGGGCGUCAUGUCCUGGAUCAUCCCCGUCUUCGUGGGCCUGUCCUGCUUUGGCUCCGUCAACGGGUCCCUCUUCACGUCCUCCAGGCUGUUCUUUGUGGGGUCCAGGGAGGGCCACCUGCCCUCUGUCCUCUCCAUGAUCCACCCGCGGCUCCUGACGCCCAUGCCCUCCCUUGUGUUCACGUGCAUCAUGACCCUGCUGUAUGCCUUCUCCAGUGACAUUUUCUCCGUCAUCAACUUCUUCAGCUUCUUCAACUGGCUCUGUGUGGCCCUGGCCAUCACCGGGAUGCUGUGGCUCCGCUACAAGAGGCCCGAGCUGGAGCGACCCAUCAAGGUGAACCUGAUACUCCCUGUGUUCUUCAUCCUGGCCUGCCUGUUCCUGAUCGCCGUCUCCUUCUGGAAGACCCCUGUGGAGUGUGGCAUUGGCUUUGUCAUAAUUCUCAGUGGCCUGCCGGUCUACUUCCUUGGGGUCUCUUGGAAAAACAAGCCCAAGUGGCUCCUCCAGGGAAUCUUUUCCACAACAGUCCUUUGCCAGAAGCUCAUGCAGGUGGUCCCCCAGGAGACAUAAGGGAGAAGAGCCGGGAAGCUGCCGGACAGAAAACGCACAAAGAUCGUUUUAAAACAACUCGCCCACCUAAAAAUUGACUCCGGUCCGUCAUCCACGGCAGCUCAGCGGAGCGCCCCACACUGUCCCCCACCAGGUCAGGCGCCGGGGCCACUGUGAAAAACCGGUACGAAUUUAGUCCCAGAAGACGAACUUUUAUCAAUACCUCUUCGUGAGUGUGAGGCGCGAGGGCUGAACUGAGAAGAUGGGAGGAGGCCGGGGCUCCUGACCAACAACAGACUUUUGCCAUCUCGGGCCCUUCUCCCUUCCCACCUUUUUUCAUUCGUAUUUUUUUUUUUAACUUAAAUAUUGGGUCAAGUCGAUGCCACCAAGAUGAUUAUUUUUUAAAGAAGUGGGGGAGGGCAGGUGGGGAGAAUCACUCGUGCCCUAAUGCUGCCCGCAGCCUCAGCGAGGUCAGGUCCUGUCAUCCGGUGUGGCUCCAGCACCAGCUCCAGCACCGUCCCACGGCAGGAGGGAUUCUGAGAGCUGAACACUCUAGCUGCCAUCGAGCUACCAAGACUCAGCCUCAUGGUGUCGGCAGCGGACUUGCACUGACAGACACUUGGCUUCCUUAUGUUUUUGGUAUAGAUGUAGUGACAUUGGGAAAACUAACCCUGGGCUUAUGUCUCUGCCUUAAAGACCCGAGGCAGAUCCCUCCCUGACACCCAGGAACGAGAGAGAAAAUCUCUGAAAUGGCUGCCUUCAGAGAAGUUUGUAGGAGACAAAGGACUUGGGCUGAUUCUGACACCAGCCCCAGCUCCACAGAAAGAGCCAGUUGCUGUGCCUGGUGUCUGUAGCCAGCGGGGUUCGGAGCAGAGGUCACGGGCAGCUGGUCGCUCCUGGAGCUCCCUCCAGGACGUGCCAAGCUGGUUUCCGGCUAGACCCCGGUCAUUAAUGACACCGGGGGCCUCUGAAUUUGUUCAUCCUGCCUGGACUGCGGCCUGAGCAGAGGCAGAAAGGCAGGAGGAUUCGGACAUCUCCUGCUGGUGGGCAGUGGGCAGCACGCUAGGUGUGGCCCUCAGGUGAUGCUGCCUCCCGGCCCAUGAUGCAUCCAGUACGCGAACUGACUCCAGGUCUCAGACAAAGUCUCGGGCAUGAAAUCUUCUAGAAACAAGCACAACAAGGGAGGCAGAUGCUGUGACCCGUAAUGGGCUUCCCAUCCAGUUCCUGUAAGGCAGCCCCUCCCAGGGUCCACAAAAGUGGCCUCGCUGGCUGGAUGGCAGCCCCAAUAUGCUGUCUGGGUCUGGCUUCUGGCUCCUGGCCUGUGCUGGACUUGAUCCCAAUCGGAGGAUGACGGAGCCCAGCAUUUCUCACCACUCCAUCUCUGCACCUGUCCUGGAGGCCCUGACUUUCCAGGAGUCUGACUUGCAGCUCAGCACACCUCCCGUCCCCUCCAGGGAGCCUGGGCUAGCAGGCUUUUGUCCUUGUAGCUCCCGUGGUGUUUUCCCUGAGGGUGCAGCUGAGGCCCAGCUAAUGUGUCCAGCCACCACUGGCUUUCCUGAACUGUUACUGUGUCCAGGCAACCCAUCUGGGAAACAUCAGCUAAGGCGAGGUCGUCCUCCUCUAGGCCCCCAUCGUAGGUGCUGGGGCUCUGCCUUGGCCUCUGACCACUGAUCUUCCCUCGGGGAGAUUGAGCUGAGCCCUCAUUGCUCAGCCACAUGAGCUCCAAAUGGCCAGUCCAGCUGGCCACCACCCACCUGGGCUCCGGGACAUCCACACGGUCCAAUAAAUCCAAAGGAACCUGGGUUGUGCCGUGAGGGUGAAAAGGAUUUGUCCAGAUGUCCAUGUCCUCUCCCCACCUCCUAUGCUGGGAAGGGGCAGGCCUGGUCAGGAGACCUGUGCCAUCUGGUGGCUCCUGAUGUGAGAGGACAGACCACCACAGAAGUCGCCUCAAUGAACUCCAUCCUCCUUGGGCUAUAUUCCCCUCAUCUGGGGUGGAGCUUGACGUCUGAAGGCAGAAAGUUCCCAAGGAAGUCAAAAGACCUCAUUGUAGACUUUCUGUGUUGGGCAGAACCCCUGCCCUGGGCCUCAGUGUUCUCAUCUGCAAAUGGGGGCAGUAGCCGGUAUAUCACCUGCCUUUUGGGUUUGUGCACAUCCAGGAGACUGUGCACCUCAUGGUGACCGCAGUCCUGUGCAUAGGUGGCAGGAUGCUGCCUGGGGUGCACUGCCUUUCCACAGGGGUCCAGCAUCUGACUGAGCAGAAUGUCAGUCAGCUUCCUCCCUAGGGUAGGGGGCACUUGGGCUGCUGUCCUGGUUCAAACCUCUGGCUCUGGGAGGAUGGAUACAGCCUUUCGGGAUACAGGGAGCCAGGUGACCCUGUCCAGACCACAGUGGCCACCUCACGAUAGCCUGCUUCAGCAGCCUGCGGACAGGUGUGGGGACCCACAGUGUCCGUCAUGGGGAAUUGGGGCAGUGUCACCCCUGUAGGGGUAGGCUGGGGUCCCUUUCACACAAGCAGGGGCUGGAGGGGGCACUGAGAGGUCAAAGGCAGUUCCCCAGCGUUUGGGCUGGGACCUCUGCUGUGAAGGUGGGUUGGGGGGCCUAAUCUAUGAUUCUUGGAGCUGUAUCCCCCGACCCAGCCCAGUCUAGGGACCCUCCCCAGAAGGCAAGGACUGCGUCCUGAGGUGCCAAAUCAGGUCUGUCUGCUGAGUGGGUUCACCUGUGGCUACGAGGCCCUGCCCGUUUGCAGACACCCUGGGGCCCUGCCGUGGUGGCAUCUGGGGAGGCAGACUUUUUCUGACCACUCUACUGACAAGUGUCCUGAGCGUUCACAUUUAUGGAGAUUAAUUUUUUUUAUACAAGUCCUGGCAUGACCAGCAAGUGUUUGUCCAGUCGUUCUGCUAUUCUAUUUUGUCCUAACGUCUCACUAAUAAUGUAAAGGAUGCUGGUGGCACUAUAUUUAUUUGCGGGGUCGGUUCAGCCUGGUUUCUCCAGUGCGUUUUCACUGUCCUUGCAUCUCUGUUGGUGUCCCCAGCACGUCAGUGCUGCCACUGUGGCAUUGUUGUCAGCCUGGCCAAAACACCUCUGCCAUGUAAUGACGUGUGUGGCUUCAAUGUCUCUUUCUCGUCUCCUGUUAAUAGCUAAUCUGUUACAUUUGGCUGCGUUGGGGUGGGGGAGUUCUGUUUUUUUGUGGGUUUUUUGUUGUUGUUUUUAAAGAAACACGAUCAAAAUUAUAAGUACUGCUGGUGGC
Rhinolophus ferrumequinum (greater horseshoe bat) is the source of this 4815-nucleotide messenger RNA. It is a transcript of the gene SLC7A5, whose product is annotated as solute carrier family 7 member 5. The transcript is spliced from 10 exons. The record is from RefSeq and is a predicted model, not a curated record. Lineage: Eukaryota; Metazoa; Chordata; Mammalia; Chiroptera; Rhinolophidae. Gene Ontology annotation, molecular function: neutral L-amino acid transmembrane transporter activity; L-amino acid transmembrane transporter activity. Bases 45 to 1589 code for a protein of 514 amino acids. Gene Ontology annotation, biological process: neutral amino acid transport; amino acid transmembrane transport. Gene Ontology annotation, cellular component: membrane.